UUCUCACACUAAAAUGUGCAUCGAAUUCCCAAAACCCACCUUUCCACUAAUCACUUUUUUCUGAACCUUCUUCUCUUCACUCUCUCUCUCUUUCUCUCUCAUCAAAGCCUUGGGUUCUAGGCUGGUACAUGGAUAUUGAACCCUUUCUUGGCUCUUGGGGGUGGUUUCUUCUUUCAAAUUGCAUGGCUGAAUCCAAAAACUCUCCAUCAUCAUCAUCACAAACCUUCGUUUUCUCAAAAUCAUCACACUGUUACUUUUUGUUUCAAUUCCUUGCUUUUCUCUUCAUUUUCCUCUUACUCUUCAAUUUCUCCCAUGUACCCACAAAAUCAUUACCAUCAGAAUCAACUAUAUCUUCUUCUUAUACAAGCUUGCACCCUCAACCUCAGAAAACCCAUCAUCCUCAUAAUCAUAUCUCACAUACUUCUUCUAAAGAUGCUGGUAGUAGAGAAUUCGGAGCUGAUGAACAUGAAGUUCCAAGUGGUCCAAACCCUAUUCAAAACCGGUAAGUAGCAUAGAGAGGGAAUAACUGAAUUAAAGAUGGCACGGGAAUUUGUAGCGGCAGAUUUAUGUAACUGUCAUCUUUAAUAUUAUUACUAUUAUUAUUAGAUCAAAAACAUUAAUAUUGUUUGUUCUAAGUUGAGAGGUUUGUUAUUAUCAUCAUCACUGUUAAUUAUUAAAACAAUUAUAUAUAUUAUAUAUUUAUAAUAUUUCUAAGGAUGGAAAUGUAUAGCGGGAGACACUAUAUCUAUGUAUCUAUGUACUCAUUUUUUUCUUCUUCUAAUUUCAUGUGUAAAUGGUGAUGUAUGUUGAUAUAUAUGGUGUUGAUGGCAUGGACAUUUAAUUAGUAUAUAUGGCGAAUAUAUGCUUGAUCUC
Messenger RNA from Arachis stenosperma, 873 nucleotides. Its product is annotated as CLAVATA3/ESR (CLE)-related protein 41-like. The transcript has a single exon. Bases 129 to 506 code for a protein of 125 amino acids. NCBI's taxonomy places the organism in Eukaryota, Viridiplantae, Streptophyta, Magnoliopsida, Fabales, Fabaceae. The record is from RefSeq and is a predicted model, not a curated record.